UUCAUUUUAUAGACUGAUAUCAAUAUAAAUAUUGUCAGUAUAAAUCUCUACUGCUUUCUCUUACUCUCCUCUUAUUUAAAUUCAUACGAUCCUGUUUUCAUGAGAAGUGAAACAAAUCGAGAUGAAUCUCGUUCUCGACAAUUCUCGAAUUGUGCGAUAUAAAUGUUCGUGAAAUAUUUGUGCUACGCGGUUGGUAGUGAAUUAUUGUAGGAUAUAUCAUGGAUAUAUCAUAUAUGUUGUAUGCAUCAAACUGACAGCCAUUAGCACAAUAGCGCAUAGCAUUCGUAAAAUUAAAACAAUUUCAUAUUGCUAAACACAAUAGAUAUUUGUAUAAAAAGGAGAAAAUUCUGAAGAAUCAUAAUGUAUCAUUUUUCGCAUGAGCAAUUUUGUUAUCUACAUCUACUCCCGAUCUAGUCUUUUCCUUCUAUUUUAUAACGUAAAUUGUAUAUCAGAUGAUACUUUAAUUACAUUGUAUUUUAUAAACAUGAUAAUGAGACCAAGAUGCGAACGUGAUAUUAUGGUCAAUUCUGAAAGAUAAUGUAGCUGAUGAGUAGAUAACAUUUACAUUAAUCAAUAUAAUAAAAAGGAAAUACUAGUUAUAUGACAACAAAGCUCAUUGUUAAAUUUACAAUUACUAUUUUGAAAUAUAUGUAUUGUAUUUCAAUUUUCGCAAUUAUGAAUGUGAUUCAAUUAUUGAGGAAAUCGAUUUACGUUAGUGUAUUAAUAUGACCAAACGUAAUAAAAGAUCGAAUAUUGUUUGAGAGAAAGAGAGAGAGAGAAAGCUCCCAACACUUUUGUAGCAUUAUAGUUAUAGUGUUUUGUAAACAGUAUCCGCUUAAAUUUGAUAUACAAGUUACUAGCACUCGAUUAACAAUACGAUGCCUGUUCUAAAAAAAAUACACAGCAAUGAUCUAAUCUAAUCUCGAAACACGAUACGAAACAGCAUACAGAAGUAAAAUCUUCGCCGAGAUUCAAUACAACGGAAUGGAAUAAAAGAUCCGUUUGACGUCUGUUGCUUUCAUUACAUCAAGCCUUGCUGGAUCAGAAUGAUGCUGUUAGUACAUAUUUUGUGCGCUGCGUUGAUUCUUUGCGUGUCAGUAAAGGCGCAUUACAGCGUGAUAGCGAGAACGGAUGAGGAGAAAUUUGUGUCGAUUUUAACAGAAACGCCCAAGUAUGUUCCAACUUGGCCUAGUCUAGACAAUCGAUCGCUACCAGCCUGGUACGAUGCCGCAAAAAUUGGAAUCUUUAUUCACUGGGGUGUAUUCAGUGUGCCUAGCUUUGGUUCUGAAUGGUUUUGGAAUAAUUGGAAAGACGAAAUUAACUCUACGAAAUAUUCCGACUUUAUGAAGCAAAGGUAUCCUCCAAACUUUAGCUAUCAAGACUUUGCACGUGAUUUCACUGCCGAGUUCUUCAAUGCUUCUGAAUGGGCCGAAUUAUUCAAAGCAUCAGGUGCAAAAUAUAUCGUAUUAACAAGCAAACAUCAUGAAGGAUAUACAUUGUGGCCGUCAAGAUAUUCAUUCAGUUGGAACUCUAUGGAUGUGGGGCCUCAAAAGGAUCUUGUUGGUGAACUGGCACAAGCUAUUCGUAACAAGACAGACAUAAAGUUUGGCCUAUAUCAUUCUAUGUAUGAGUGGUAUAAUCCCCUGUAUAUGGAAGACAAAAAAAACAAAUUUACAACAGAUAGAUUCGUGACUCAUAAAAUAAUACCAGAGUUACACGAGUUGGUAGAAACAUAUAAGCCCGAAGUAAUUUGGUCAGAUGGGGAUUGGGAAGCAUCGGAUUCUUAUUGGAAAUCAAAGGAAUUUCUGGCAUGGUUAUACAAUGAAAGUCCCGUAAAAGACACAGUGGUGGUGAAUGAUAGAUGGGGUAGUAAUAUGCCGUGCCAUCAUGGUGGUUUCUUUACGUGUACUGAUCGUUUUAAUCCUGGUGUACUUCAAUCACACAAAUGGGAAAAUUGUAUGACUAUUGACAAAAAGUCUUGGGGAUACCGUAGAAAUGCCGUUUUAUCGGAGUACUAUACAUUGGCAGGAUUAGUGAAGGAGUUAGUAAUUACUGUAAGCUGCGGUGGAAAUUUACUGAUGAACGUCGGACCAACAAAAGAUGGCAUCAUUACACCAAUAUAUGAAGAAAGAUUGCGCGGAAUGGGCGCUUGGCUAGCAGUUAAUGGUGAAGCUAUUUACGAUACGAAGCCUUGGAAAGUACAAAAUGAUACCUUAACCGGAAGCGUCUGGUAUACAUUAAGUAAAAAUGAAAAACAGUUGUAUGCCUCAAUUCUAGAAUGGCCAGAUGAUAACAUCUUAUUAUUAGGCUCGCUCAAACUUUCGAAUAAUUCUCAAAUACAUCUACUUGGUUAUUCAUUAAUAAUUUCUUGGAAAGAAUCCGAUAAUAAGUUGAAAAUAAGUUUACCUGCUAACGCACAUAAAGGACAACCAGCUUGGGUGUUAAAGAUUGGGGCUCUUUAAAAUGUACAUAUAUUUUACUAAGAAUAUAUUUUAUAUUGUAUUUAUUUUCAAAAUAUAUACGAAUCUUAGAAAAUGACAUUUAAAAAAAUUUUGUUGUAAUAAAAAAAGAACAAAUACAAGAAAUGCAGUGUUUU
This is a messenger RNA of Wasmannia auropunctata (little fire ant), 2596 nucleotides long. RefSeq names its product alpha-L-fucosidase-like. Gene Ontology annotation, molecular function: alpha-L-fucosidase activity. The transcript has 6 exons. Lineage: Eukaryota; Metazoa; Arthropoda; Insecta; Hymenoptera; Formicidae. Gene Ontology annotation, biological process: fucose metabolic process; glycoside catabolic process. Gene Ontology annotation, cellular component: lysosome. The record is from RefSeq and is a predicted model, not a curated record. The coding region runs from base 1047 to 2462 and encodes 471 amino acids.